CUUGCAGACAAAGAGUUACGGAUAGUCCCCGGACCUACGACAUAUGGAGGACGUGUAUCUGGCUCGGAGUCUCUCCCAGCUCUUCGGCAGUUGUUCUAGACCAGGCCAGCUCGCGAGGCUGGAACCUCGUCUCUCUUUCAUUAGCUCAAAAUAGAGACCACCAUCGGAAGAGGCUGUGUGGCUCUCACGUGGCUGGCUUUGUCUGUCAAGCUCGUUGCCCCGCUUUUUAGCCUCUGUUCUCCAAGCCCGUCCCCUGGCUGUCAACCUGCAACUGCAUCUUGGAUGGAUCAGAUGCCAGUCAAAGGAGAACCCACUCUUUACGAAGUACCUCGAGGUGUGUUCUUUUCGUGAAUUUCGAAGUGUCUCGCAGUUUCAUGGCUGGGAGAUGGAAAACCGCCUGUUCUCCUCAACGUAUAUAUACGGCAGCUGAUCACUACGACCUCACGGGCACUUCGUAUUAAGUGCUAUUAUUAUUAUAGUGCGGGAGGCGCCUCUGGACCUCUGACAUCAUAUGCAACUGUUCAUCGGUGGUCAACGAUCGGGGCCCGGUGGCCAAGGGCGCGGGUCAACCCAACGGCAACACUGAAAAUAAUAUGCCCCGUCUCGUGGUCCCGAAGAGGCACAGAAGUCUCACGUCUCAGCUUCCAGGGGCAACGUGUUCGUGCAACUCUGAACCGAAGCCCCUGCCAGUGAAGACUUGGUGGAUGUGUGAAAGUCGUGACACGGACCAUCACAUGGCUUGGCGAGCAGAUGACGUCCGUGAGGGUGAUACACAUAUCCCAUAAAGGAUCACCGAGAGACAGAGCAGGUGAAGUGGUGCCUGGUGUAGGCAGGCAAAGAUACCGAGGCGGUAUACCUAACCACUUUGGAGUUGAAAUAUGUAACGGGCCAUGUCCCGUGUCUGGGCAAGUACCUGCAGCAACAACGACCCGGACAACCUUCUCCGUGUGAAAACCGCCUUUGUUUCCAAUGCAAGAAAUUGUCGAAUCUCGAGGGGUAGCAAAUCAUAUCUUUGUUUCUCUCUAAAUGGUACCUGGGGGGGCACCAACCUAGUCCCGUGGGCCGUGGACUGAAAGUGGCCGUUGAGCUGGUAGGAAGUAGUUGGUCAUACAGAGGGGCCGAUCCGUACCUCCGGGGGUGUGCGGUUCCAGGUUGCAGGGUUUCAGAGACCUCUCAUGCUGCGUGCGCGGCGCCCCUUCCGACCCAGACCCCCAGACCCCAGUGAACUAGUGGAAGGCAACCCCGCCGCGCCGCUGAGAGCCGCUGCCGCCAAACUUCGUUUGGAUUUCCAUCCACCAUUCCUGUCCUCGCAAUACCUACCGGCCUACUGUUUCCCAGCUUCCUGUCGACACCGCAGCCCCUUUACACAUUUCGCAUGAUUAGCGGCGCCCGCUCCCAGCACUCCCACCGUCACGAUGGGCAACGUCAGCAGCUCUCCCGAAGAGGGCGCAUCGCUCUAUCUUAGAGACCAGAACAGAUUAUCUAUUUCUUCAGUCGUAAUAACUAGCCCCAGAAAACGCACUUCAAUAAACAUAGUCCCGAAUGCAUAUCCUGCGACCAGAAUAUCCGCAAUGCGGCCGUCUGGCGACAAUGGUCCUGUCGAUUUUGUCCUGGACCCAGAAUCGAUCAGCUCUGCAGCCGGUCCGGCCUUCUUGUUGAAGCUCAACAACGAAGACGACCUCGUCUUCACCUUCACCUUCGUCCUCCGCAGAUCGCAGCAGCUCGUUCGAAGUCCCUCAAGAAGUGCUGAUACCGUAGCUCCUGUCGAUACAAACAUCCAAGGGCUUACCUUUGUGUAUGCUCCAACGGCCCGCGAAGUUGAGAACUUGGUUACUCGAGAAUUCCACGCCGAUCCAAACCUGCACAAGAACCCCAAUGUCGAGCUUGUUGGAACAUAUUCAACAGAGGGAAGUCCCUCGGUAACAUUUGACUGGACUUGGAAAUGGAAGCCACCAAAGCACAACGAGGAUAAAGGAGGCGGUUGGCGAAACUCAUGCACUUUUGUCGAGUACGACCAGCGCGCACACCGACUGGAACCCCUGGCUAUAUUUUCUUUCUACGUGGCCAACACAUCGCCUUACCUGAGCCAACCAAGCUCACCAAUACCACCCAUUCUGCUGAGCGCUCCACCAAAGGUCCGCGUAGUGUCUUCACAAUCGGUCGAAGCUCGAAUCAGUCCAGUGCCGGAGCUCGAAGAGCUAGUCUCUCCACUCACCAUAUCUCAUGAACCGUUGCCUGCGCCUUCUCCGGCACCAACCCAACAAAAGGAGCAAAUCAAGGUCGACUGCCCACGCCCCGGUGAGGAUAUGUCAGUUUCCGAUGAUGGUCCCGUUUUCCGAGCAACCAUGAAGGCUCUCGAGCAAAAGACAGGCAAUAUGCGAUCACAGAUGAAGCGUUUGAUUAAGAAAGCCGAAAAUGUCCAUGCUGCGCAACUGGAGGCCAACGAUGCAUUUGCGGCUUUCAUGGAAGCCUUGAAAGACGUGUCCUCAACCAACGCAAACGCCGUCAAGCCAGCCAUUGAGCACUACUUUGACAAGAUCGCCCGCGAGAUUCUAUCAUAUGAGCGGCAGAACACGGCGAAUAUACAAAGGAUUGUGAUUGAACCGAUGAGCAAGUUAUACCAGAUCGACAUCAAACAGGCCGAAUCCAAGAAGCGGGAUUUCGAAGAGGAAAGUAAAGACUUUUACGCCUAUGUCAGCCGCUACCUCGGCCAGAGACACGACUCCGUCAAGGCGAAACAGAGCGACACCAAGUACCAGACCAAACGGAAGAACUUCGAACUAAAACGUUUUGACUAUUCCUCGUUUAUGCAGGAUCUAUCUGGCGGGCGCAAGGAACAGGAAAUUCUUUCGCAUCUUACCAAAUAUGCCGAUGCCCAGGCCAGGUGCUUUCUCAACACUUCAAAGAAGAUUGAAGACUUACUGCCACAGCUCGAAGCACUAUCCACCGAAGUUUUGGAGGCGGAUAAGGAGUAUCAGUAUCAGCGCCGGGAACGCGAGGAGAAGAGAAGACUGCUCGAGAAGAGCAAUCUCAACUACAAUGAACCAGACAUUCAACCUCCGCUCACCUCAGCCGGGCCGCGAGAGGGGGGUGCUCCCAAUGGAAACCCAGCCAAUUCUGACUCUGAACUCGGUCGUGCGAAUAGUACCGGCUCCCAGCUCAAACCAGCCUCGUCAGGAAACAUGGGUGCCUCUCCUGCGGACCUGACGAGGUCUCCUGGGAGCCUGACGCAACAUGUCGUGGGUAGCCCCCAACAAAAUGCUAAAUUCAAGGGAAUCCGCGACCUUGAGGAACGCGACCCUGGGCACAUAGCGCAGCUUGAAAAGGAGACCUCCAACCGCAAGGAAGGCCUCCUGUGGGCCUUGAACAGGCCAGGUGGACAUGUAGAUCCACGAAAUCUCAACAAGCAGGGCUGGCACAAAUUCUGGAUUGUCCUGGACCAAGGCAAGUUGUCCGAGUAUAGCAACUGGAAACAGAGGCUUGACCUCCACAUGGAUCCGAUCGAUUUGCGUCUGGCAUCAGUACGAGAGGCAAGGAAUGCGGAACGCCGGUUCUGCUUCGAAGUCAUCACGCCACAUUUCAAGCGCGUUUAUCAAGCAACAUCUGAAGAAGAUAUGAAUAGUUGGAUCAUGGCUAUCAAUAAUGCAUUACAGAGCGCUGUUGAAGGUCGCUCUUUUAAGGACAGACCGCCAUCAACAGCCCCCGGCGACUCGAGCUUCAGCGGUAUGGACUUUGGCUCGAUGUUUGUUGGCAAAAGUCCGUCCCUCUCGCACGGCAACCAUCACAACUCUGGGGGGAUCCCAACCCGGCGCACGACUGUCGGCGCCCGCCCAGCGACGGCGCGCAGCAGCAGCUUUGAGGAACGGCCAGACAGGCUCCUCCAGCUACUCCGGGACAACGAUCAGGGCAACUCGUGGUGUGCCGACUGCGGUUCGAGCAACAAGGUCGAAUGGGUCUCGCUCAACCUGGCAAUCAUUGUUUGCAUCGAGUGCAGCGGCAUCCACCGGUCCCUCGGGACGCACAUCAGCAAGAUUCGAUCCCUCACCCUUGACACCACCUCGUUCACGCCCGACAUUAUCGAGCUGCUGUUUCUUGUAGGCAACAGGGUGUCCAACAUGGUGUUUGAAGCCAAGCUGGACCCUGCCAUGAAACUCACCGCCCAGGCGACCCGUGAGCAGAGACUCAAGUUCAUCACGUCAAAAUACGUCGACAGGGCGUUUGUCGAGCCCAUUUCCACCACGCUGUCACGCUUCGCCACGGCAGACGAGACGCUCUUGGCUGCGAUCAAGAGGAACGAAAUCCAGCAGGUCAUUUACGCCCUUGCCCUCAAGGCUAACCCGAACGUCACGGACAAGUCCCGCGGCACGCACGCGGUGUAUCUGGCGUUGGCGGCGGCUGACCCAGCGCCAAUGUCGCCGCCUGUCACGCCUGGUCCGUCACCGACGGUGGACAAGCUUAUCCCGUUCCCCAUCGCGGAGCUGCUUGUGCAGAACGGGGCCGAGAUUCCGGCGGAGAUGCCCCAGAUUCCACUGAGCCAUGCUGCGCAGGGGUAUAUUGAGCUGAAGAGGGGGAGGAAGGCGGCGAUUGAGGCUUCGGGGGCAGGAGGGGCAGGAGGGGGGUCGUAUGAUGGGGUUGGUUCCUUGCCGGCGGGGUCGACAUUGAGCCCGGGGGAUAAGCUGCAAAGGGAGAGGGAGGCGAGGCUGCAGAAGAGGGUAAGCGCGGGGGGGAGGUUGGCGAAGAGCCCGAUCCCGGAACGAUAGGGUGCCUGUGGGGUUGUGGUGAUGCCUUUUUGGGGGAUGGUGGGGAGGGAGAGGGAGAGGGAGAAGAAGGGGGUGAGUGAGUAGGGCAGGGGGGGAUAUUGAUUAUUUUUUUAAUGGGUUUAUGAUGUGAUUGAUUGGGACACAUAGGGGCGGGGGUAGUUUGGAAAGUAGGGCGUUGAGAGGUAGUUUUUUUCUUUUUUACUUCUUGUGUUGUAAUGGUCUUUUGAGUUGUUUUUCUUCUUCUUACAAAGCAUGAAGUUUUUUUGUUGUUGUUAAUGACUGGUAUAGUAUUGGGUGCUCUGGGUGGAUGUUUGAUACUGGGAGUAGGAGUGGGUUGGUGGGAUGUGGUUGUAGGUAGUUUGAAAAGAGAGAUAAUGUUUUGUUAUGAGUUUUUGGUAUUUGCUUUUAUUUUCUUGCAUUUAUCAUGGGUACCUACUAUGAGUUAUUUUGCGUUGAUUACGGAUGGAAGUGAAGAUUGGGAUAUUUGGGUGGGGGGCUUGUUUACUGUUAUGAUUUUUGUAGUGAUGAGCGGGGCGGUGUUUUGGCCUUUUUGUUUGUUGGAGGCAUGCGCGUGUAUCUAUAUAUCCAUCUAGCUGGCGAGCAUAAGGAGGACUGAGGUUCUUUUUUUUUGGGUAAGGUAGUUGGUUGGGUUUGAAGAGGUUGAAGAACAAAGCACAGGAAUCUGACAUUCAACAACUUCGUCUGAACUACUCAUACUUUAUAUGCGUGUCCGUCAUUGAAAACACC
Molecule: messenger RNA, 5507 nt
Organism: Podospora pseudocomata
Lineage: Eukaryota; Fungi; Ascomycota; Sordariomycetes; Sordariales; Podosporaceae
Gene: AGE1
Product: GTPase activating protein
Exons: 6
Coding region: 1416-4760 (1114 amino acids)
Biological process (GO): intra-Golgi vesicle-mediated transport
Cellular component (GO): trans-Golgi network; cytoplasm; endosome
Molecular function (GO): protein binding; GTPase activator activity
Source: RefSeq, a predicted model, not a curated record